Molecule: messenger RNA, 1663 nt
Organism: Plectropomus leopardus (leopard coralgrouper)
Lineage: Eukaryota; Metazoa; Chordata; Actinopteri; Perciformes; Serranidae
Gene: ubiad1
Product: UbiA prenyltransferase domain containing 1
Biological process (GO): vitamin K biosynthetic process; menaquinone biosynthetic process
Cellular component (GO): Golgi membrane; endoplasmic reticulum
Molecular function (GO): prenyltransferase activity
Source: RefSeq, a predicted model, not a curated record
ACGCUGCACUGCUGGCGGAGGAAAUGGCGUCCGUCAGAUGCAGAGGAGUUUACAGUUGCCAACCUGUCAAGUCUCCUCGAAGCUGACACGUAAGAAAUGUCACAGCCUCUCACCGUACCAGGCUCAGCGGGCACAGAAAUAUGUUUUUAAGCGCAGAGAGACGCAGCUUGUGUCGGAUGUUGAAGACGUAACAGGAACUCCAGACUCUGACCUUUGGGAGCGUUGCUGGUACUGUAGACCCCUUGCAGAGAAAUGGCCAAUGAGCAGAAACACAGCAGGGCAGAAACAUUUGUGCUGGCUGGAUCAAAUGGUCACAAUGGCCAACAGUGGCAGACUGGUCUGAGUAACUCGGUCGGUCAUCCUCCAGGCACGAACCACAUGUCGAGGAUGGCCCGCGUUGCUUCAGAUGUGAGACAUAAGUGUGCGGCCUACGUGCUCGCACUGAGACCAUGGAGCUUCAGUGCCUCGCUCACACCAGUGGCCCUCGGCAGCGCCUUGGCGUACAAACUGGACGGAUCUGUGGACUUGGUCAUCCUGAUGGUGUGCGCGGUGACUGUCCUCGUUGUCCACGGGGCAGGCAACCUUGUGAACACCUACUAUGACUUCUCCAAAGGGAUUGACCACAAGAAGAGCGACGACAGGACUCUUGUGGAUGAAAUCUUGGCACCGCAGGAUGUUGUAAUGUUUGGAGCGCUGUUAUAUUCUUUGGGGUGCUUGUGUGCCACUCUGCUCUAUUUCCUGUCUACACUUAGACUGGAGCACCUAGCCCUUAUUUACUUUGGGGGACUGUCCAGCUCUUUUUUAUACACUGGAGGCAUCGGCCUUAAAUACGUGGCCCUAGGAGACGUGGUAAUCCUCAUCACAUUCGGCCCGCUGGCGGUCAUGUUUUCCCACGCGGUGCAGGUCGGCUACCUGUCAGCGCUGCCGCUGGUCUACGCCGUCCCGCUGGCCCUCAACACAGAAGCCAUCCUCCACAGCAACAACACCAGAGACAUGGACUCUGACAAGCAGGCAGGCAUCGUCACCCUGGCCAUCCUCAUAGGCCCUACGCUGUCCUACGUCCUCUACAACCUCCUGCUCUUCGUCCCCUACGUGCUCUUCUGCAUCCUCGCUACCCGUUACACCAUCAGCAUGGCGCUGCCUCUCCUCACGCUGCCCAUGGCCUUCCCCCUGGAGAAGCAGUUCCGCAGCCGAUGCUACGCCAAGAUCCCCCAGAAGACGGCCAAGCUCAACCUCCUCAUGGGACUUUUCUACGUGUUUGGGAUAAUUCUGGCACCUCCUGGCAGCUUGCCGUCACUGUGAUUAAUUAGCUUUGAUAUUUCAAAAUUUUGUUUUAAUACAAACUAGUUUUAUGUACCUCUUUGUAUUUGUACGAAGCAAUCUGAGGGCUUUCACCGGCUUUAAUUUAUUGUCAUAUUUAUAUGUUGAACAGAGAUUUAGAUGAGGUCCUGCUCUGUGACACUGAAGGCAUAAUCAGGUGUUUUUUUCUCAGUAUUAAACCUGCUGUAGUAUGUUGGCAAAGGGAAGAAGUGUUGGUGUUAUUUUGUAGAGGUAGGCAACAUUUUCAUCAUCUAAGGACUGACCACAAACCUACAGUUGCCAUAUUUGUUCUUUAAGACAUAACACUGAUACCUAAAAGCAUAAAUAAACCAUUAUUCUCAUA